AUGGCAGUCAGAGGUACGGAUCCGAGAGGAGGCAUUUUGCUCUUCACAGACAGGGCUCUGCUGGAUGGGGGGGACCUGACUCGGAUUUCAGUCAUCUCGGCACCUGAAAUCAAGUCUCCGGCUCGUGAACUGGAGAGCUUGCCAAAAUGUCCCCACCUGGCAUGCUCACCAGCCUGGCAAUGGGGUCCCGGUAUCUUUUACAAGCGGCGUGAAUGA
Protopolystoma xenopodis is the source of this 216-nucleotide messenger RNA. NCBI's taxonomy places the organism in Eukaryota, Metazoa, Platyhelminthes, Monogenea, Polystomatidea, Polystomatidae. The record is from the annotation of a GenBank genome assembly.